Messenger RNA from Malurus melanocephalus (red-backed fairy wren), 3126 nucleotides. It is a transcript of the gene KLHDC7A, whose product is annotated as kelch domain containing 7A. Lineage: Eukaryota; Metazoa; Chordata; Aves; Passeriformes; Maluridae. The coding region runs from base 1 to 2478 and encodes 825 amino acids. Gene Ontology annotation, molecular function: protein binding. The transcript has 4 exons. The record is from RefSeq and is a predicted model, not a curated record.
AUGUUCCCUCCGGGAGAAGGAGUUGGAUUUUAUCCCUUUGAACUCCGCUCCCUCGGCGGUGGAGGGAAGCGACGCCGCUCCCCGGGCUCCCUCUUCUUCCCGCUCUUCGAGGCCUUCGUUUUUUCGGGGGCAGAAAUUCACCAAAAUCUUCGGAAUUCAGGCCAGGAGCAGAUCCAGCACCAGCCCCUCUCCAGGUGGAGGACGUGGCGCUGUCCGGCCCCUUCGUGCCUCAGUUUCCCCGCGGUGACCCCGCUCUCUGCGGCCAUCCGGCCAUCCCUCAGGAAUGCCAACUGGCCCCCGCUGGGUCCGGCCGGGAGGGAGAGCGAGGUGGGAAAUGAGCCGGGAAGGAAACUCGGGUGGAAGUUGGGAGUUAAACCAGAAAGGAAAGCGGGAAUCGAGCUGGGGGGCGAUCCCGGGAGAAAGAUGGGGAGCGAGCUGGGAAAUCAGCCGGGAAGCGAAGUGGGAAUGGGGCCGGGGGACAAAUCGGGAAGUAAAUCAGGAAGCAGGCUGGGAAUCAAAUCGGGAAAUAAUCCAGGGAGCAAAUUGGGAACCGAGGUGGGGAAUGGGUCGGGAAGCGAGCCGGGAACUGAGCUGCGAAACAAGCUGGGAAGUAAACUGGGAAUUAAGYCAGGAAGCAAGCCAGGAAUCCAGCUGGGAAUUGAUCCGGGAAGCAAACCAGGAAGCGAGCUGGGAAGUGAGCCGGGAAUUUUGCCGGGAAACGAGCUGGGAAUUUUCUGCCCCGAGGAGAAGGACGCGCCUGGCCCGAGCUCCGGGAGUUCCGCGGGGAUUCUCGCUGCCCGGACGGCGGGGGACGGGUGCGCCCAGAGCACGGACACGGAGCCGGCCGGCCGAGGCGGGAGCGGGGAGGCCGAGGGCMGCAGGGGGACAGUGCAGACCCUCAGCGUCACCUCCAGCCUGGGGCUGCUGCUGCGGGCCAGCGGGGCGGGCUCGGACUCCGCCUACUCCUUCUCCUCGGUGGCCAAGAUCCAGGUGGAGGAGAACUUCAUCCGGGAGCGCCGCGACAGGGACAGGGACAGCGACAGGGACAGUGACAGCCCGCGCGGGCCCGGCCUCCGCGGCAAAGUCUACGACUACUUCGUGCAGUCCGUGUCCGAGGCGGUGUCCAARCGGACAGCCCUGCCCUUCAUCCCUGCGGGAACGUCCCGGAGCGGCGCAGAGCGGGGCCAGGGAGAGCCGCGGAGCUCCGGAACGCAGAAUCCAGCUUUGGAAAUUCCCGAUCCCGACACCUCCAGGGCAGCUCCGCCGCCCGCGAGGGGCUGGGACAGCCCUCCCGAGCCGCCUUCUCCCGGGAUCGCCGGGAGCCCGCAGAUCCCGCUGCCCACGGAGGGCGCUGGGGUCCCGGCUGCGGGUCCUGACCCAUCCCGAGUGCCACCACCCACCUCGGUGCACCUGGGGAACUGCUACGAGGUCCUGCGCUCGGCCAAGGCGCGGCAGCUGCGGGCCCAGCAGGACGCGGCCCUGCAGGUGAUGAGUGACCACUACCUGCAGGUGCUGCGCUCCCCGGACAUCUACGGCCGCCUCAACGCCGGCGAGCGGGAGCUGCUCCUGCGGCGCAGGACGCGCGGGMGGCCCCGCCUGGUGGUGGCCGACGUUCCCCCGGCCGAGCCCGGCCACCACCGCGGCCGCCUCUGCUACUACGACGAGGACGGGGACCGCUGGUGCCACCUGAGCCACAUCCCGGCCGAGGUGGCGUGGCGGGGCUGCGCCAUGUGCAGCAUGUUCAAUUACCUGUUCGUGGCGGCCGGCUGGGAGGGCGCGGCCGGACAGCCCAGCCCCUCCCGCCGCGUGCUCUGCUACGACCCCAUGGCCGAUACCUGGAGCGACAUCUGUCCCCUGCGCCAGGCGCGGCCGCGCUGCCGGCUGGUGGCCCUGGACGGCCACCUCUACGCCAUCGGCGGCGAGUGCUUGGCCACGGUGGAGCGCUACGACCCCCGGCGGGAYCUCUGGACCCCGGCRKCKCCRCUGCCCGGGGACACCUUCGCCGUGGCCCACGCGGCCGCCGCGUGCGCCGGGGACAUCUACGUGACCGGGGGCACCCUGCGCUCGCUGCUGCUGCGCUACGACGCCCGCGGGGACAGCUGGGCCACCGGGCCGGCCCUCGGCGACGAGGACGGGACUGCCGAGCUGGUGAGCGCUCACGGCUUCCUGUACCGCUUCCAGCUGCGGCGCGGCGCCGCCGGGGCCGCCGAUGUCACCGUGUCGCGCUGCAGCGCCAGCGCCCGGCUGUGGUACCGCUGCGCCAGCCGCCCCCUGCCCGACCCGGCCGGGCUCCGCUGCGCCGCCCUGGGCGGCCUCGUCCACUGCCUGGGCCGCGGGUUCCACCUGCGCUUCCUGGCCGACCCCGUCUCGCCGCGCUUCGGGAGCCGGGAGCUGCGGCCCUUCCCGGCGCCGCACGGGAGCCUCCUGCCCGCGGUGCUGGUGCUGCCGGASGGGCGGGCGGAGCCGCCGCGGCUCUGAGGGGUCCUCAAGGAGCGGUGCUGCCCCGAGAAGGAGCCCCAAGAUGGAGGAGGAAACACCAGCCAGGGGGAGAAGCAGCCCCCGGCCGGGUGGAGGAGGAGUCCCCGGCCAGAGAAGCAGCCCGCAGAUGGAGAAAGAGCCCCCAGCCAGAGGAAGGAGCCUCCGGAUGGAGAAGGAAACKCUGGCUGGAGAAGGAACCCCCGGCCAGGUGGAGAAGAAACCAUCGGUCGGCCGGGGAAGGAGUCCCAGAUGGUGAAGAAGCCUGCGGGCAGGUAGAGGAGGGGCUCCCAGCCAGAGAAAACGCUCCCGGACGGAGAAGGAGCCCCCAACCGGAGAAGGAAUCUCUGGAUGGAGAAGGAACCCCCAGAUGGAGAAGGAACACUCGGCCGGAGGAGCUCCCGGCCCGAGGAAGGAACCCCCGGGUGGAGAAAGAGCUCCUGGUCGGAGAAGGAGCCCCCGCAUCUCCGAGCCGUGAGGGCGGGGCUGCUCAACCCAAACCCUCCGUGGACUCCGCAUCUUCGCCCUCCCCGGGCUGGAGGAAGAGAUCAAACCUUGGGACACGGCCAAGAAUGGCAGCGGGAAGAGCCGGGAGGGGCCGGGCGGGCUCGUUUGCUCAGGGGUGUUCAAACAGGGGCGUGUUUGUUUAGA